Dioscorea cayenensis subsp. rotundata (Guinea yam) is the source of this 6500-nucleotide messenger RNA. RefSeq names its product homeobox-DDT domain protein RLT2-like. Gene Ontology annotation, molecular function: DNA binding. Bases 523 to 5988 code for a protein of 1821 amino acids. The transcript has 19 exons. Gene Ontology annotation, biological process: regulation of transcription by RNA polymerase II. NCBI's taxonomy places the organism in Eukaryota, Viridiplantae, Streptophyta, Magnoliopsida, Dioscoreales, Dioscoreaceae. The record is from RefSeq and is a predicted model, not a curated record.
UCUAAUCACUUUUUUUUUUUUAAAUUUUUUUUUCUCAAAAACAAAUUCAAAUAAACUCAAAUAUAUUCCAGCCAAAAACACGUUCUUCUUUUUUUAUUUUAUUUUUAUUUUUCAUUUUUAUUUUCCCCACAAAAACAUGGUUCUCAAAAUGAUCCCUUUAAUCCAAUCCAUUACAAUACUAUCAAAUCAAGCUCAAACUCCCACAUUCUUUUUUCCAUUCCUUAUUUUACUAAUUAUCUUCUUAAUUAUUUUUUUAAUCAUUUUAGAGUCUUCGCUUUCUAUCAUUUGUUCUAAUCUUUCUCGAUGGAUGUUUAUAUUCUCAUCUAAAUUGAAAUCCAAAUCCUACCGCUCAUCUCAAUCUCAAUCUCAAUCUCAAUCUCAAUCUUUUUUUUUUGUGGUUUUUUUUUCCAAAUUUUUGUUUUUUUUUUCAUGAUGUUAUAAAUAAUAUUGAUUCGAUUAGUUUGCGAAGAAAGAAAGGAACCCUAGGUUUUCGAUCGACAGCGAUCUAGGGUUAGGUUUCUAAUGGAGAUCGGAGAAGAGGGGAGGAAACCGCCGGAGAAGUCGCCGGAGAUGGUGGAGGAGAAGCCUUUGAAGAGGAAGAUGAAGAGCCCUUAUCAAUUGGAGGUUCUUGAGAAGACCUAUGCUGUGGAGAUGUACCCUUCGGAGACGUUGAGGGCAGAGUUGUCGGCCAAGAUUGGACUUUCCGAUCGGCAGCUGCAGAUGUGGUUUUGUCAUCGGAGGCUCAAGGACCGUAAACUCCCGCCGGUGAAGAGGCCAAGGAAGGAUAAGGUGGAGGGCGAUAUGGCUUCAGGAUCGGGGUCUAGUCCUAAUACUUUAGUGGAGGCGAGGAAAGGUGGUGUUAUAAAGUCGGGAGGUAGGAUUAUGACUGAUAUGUCGGCUGUGAAUUUGGAGAGGAGGUACUAUGAUUCAAUGGCAAUGAGACCAUCAUCUCAGCCACAACACCUGUCAGCUGUUGAAAUGCGAGUAAUUGCAGCUGUGGAGGUGCAGUUGGGAGAGCCUCUGAGGGAGAAUGGACCAAUUCUUGGGAUGGAGUUUGAUCCUUUGCCUCCUGGUGCAUUUGGAGAGCCCAUAGAAUCUGACACUCCAGCAGUUUUACCACAUGGGCAUAGUGCAACUCAUCAAUUUUUGGAUAGGCUUGAAAAUUCAGGACGAUUGAAGCAGUCUGUUCGGUCAUAUGAUGCAAACCUUUUUGAUAGGCAUGAUGGGAAAUCAAAGAAGGCAUCUUUCUUGCCAAGUAUGGAACAUUCUGUUUUUUCAACUUCAUCAGGUGGUAAGAGAAAGGUGCCAUCUGGUGUUCUUCUAGGUCAUCCUCAAGAGGGUACAAGGGCGCUUCAGGAAUAUAAAUUUCUUCCAGAGCAACCAAGUGUCCGUGGAGAUGCCUAUGAAAGAGUCUCCCAGCCUCACUACUAUGACUCUACUAUGGAAGCUCCAAAUACAAGAGUGUCAUCUUUACCUAUAGAAAGGCAAUUUACACAUGGAAAGGAACAGCUGACUCCAAGUUAUAUAUUCCAAGGCCAGAUGUCUAAUUCUAACCUUUCUCAACAUGGGAGGCAGCAGCUGUAUGGUUCAAGUCCAACAGACUAUGACAAUGCUCAACACAGUAGAUCUUAUAUAGAUCCAGCAAUUGAUCCAGAACAAGGUAUCCAUUCAGUUGUAGGAAUAGAAAAUGCAUCUGAUAGAAGGAUUUGCCAUGAUGAAGAUGCUUCUCGGAUGUCAAGAAAACGCAAGAGUGAAGAAGCAAGAAUAGCUAAGGAAAUUGAAGCCCAUGAGAAACGGAUUCGAAAGGAGCUUGAAAAACAGGACAUUUUGAGAAGAAAGAGAGAGGAGCAAAUGCGUAAGGAAAUGGAGAGACAUGAUCGAGAGAGAAGAAAAGAAGAAGAGAGGUUGAUGCGUGAAAAGCAGCGAGAGCUUGAAAAAUACCAACGGGAGGAAAUACGGGAAAACAAGCGCAAGGAGAAGGUUUUGCUGAAAGAGUCUAUCAAGGCUGAGAAGUUGAGACUGAAAGAAGAGAUGAGAAGAGAGAAGGAGGCAGCAAAACUUAAAGCUGCUAUUGAGAGGGCUACAGCUCGUAAAAUUGCGAAAGGACAUACGGAGCUUGUUGAGGAUGAGCAUCUAGAACUAAUGGAGUUGGCUGCAGCAAGCAAAGGUUUACCCUCAGUUAUUACCCUAGACAGUGACACUUUGCAACAGCUCGAUGUGUUCAAAGAUAUGUUGAGCCCAUUUCCUCCUGCAUCGGUACCUCUAAAAAGGCCCUUUGCUAUACCUCCUUGGGCUAACUCUGAGGAAAACAUUGGGAACCUUCUUAUGGUGUGGAAGUUUUUGAUCACAUUUGCUGACUUUCUUGAGCUCUGGCCUUUUACUCUUGAUGAGUUUGUUCAAGCUCUGCAUGAUUAUGAUUCAAGGUUAUUGGGAGAAGUACAUGUAGCUCUUUUGAAAUCUAUCAUUAAAGAUAUCGAGGAUGUUGCAAGGAUUCCAUCUAUGCCAUCAGGUACCAGUCAAACCUGUGCAACUAAUCCUGGAGGUGGUCACCCACAUAUUAUUGAAGGGGCAUAUUCAUGGGGCUUUGAUAUACGCAGUUGGCAGUGCCACUUGAAUUUCAUGACAUGGCCUGAGAUACUUAGACAAUUUGCUUUGUCUGCUGGAUUUGGGCCCAAAUUGAGAAAAAGGAAUGUUGAGCGCACAUAUUUUCUUGAUGAGAAUGAGGGUAAUGAUGACAAAGAUGUUAUAACUACUUUGCGGAGUGGUGCGGCAGUUGAGCAUGCUGUUGCUUUGAUGCAAGAAAAAGGCUUUACUCAUCAACGGAGGUCUCGGAACCGUUUGACUCCUGGAACAGUAAAGUUUGCCGCAUUUCACAUCCUUUCUCUUGAGGGAAGCAAAGGGCUAACCAUAUUGGAAGUCGCAGACAAGAUUCAGAAAUCUGGAUUAAGGGAUCUCAGAACAAGCAAGACACCAGAGGCAUCUAUUGCUGCUGCACUUUCAAGAGAUACAAGACUUUUUGAAAGAACAGCUCCUUCAACCUAUUGUGUCCGCCAACCUUACAGAAAGGACCCUUCUGAUGCUGAUGUAAUACUGUCAGACGCCAGGGAAAAAAUACAGGUUUUCCAAAAUGGACUUUCUGAUGGUGAAGAAGCUGAGAAAGAUGUGGAGGACGCAGAGAGAGAUGAGGAUUCUGAGUGUGAUGGUGAUGAGGAUCCUGAAGUAGAUGAUAUGGGUGUGGAAGUAGAACCAAAUCCUGAAUUUCCUUCUUCAAAUGACUUAGUAGGUGCAAAAGUAAAUUAUUCAUUGGAUGCUGGUAAAGGUGAGGCUACAUGUGAUGCGGUAGAUCCACAAAAUGGGUUGAUGAACAUUGAGAAAGGAUUUUCAUUACAAUCUCGGAAGAAGUCAAAAGAUAUGACUUCAUCAAAUACUCUGCAUGAAGAGUCUUUUGAUAACGUUUCAAAUUGCCAUGAAGGAAACAAUCCUAAUCAAGACAACUUGGAGGUUGACGAAAGCAACUGUCAGCCAUGGGUUCAGGGAUUAACUGAGGAUGAGUAUUGUGACCUUAGUGUGGAGGAGCGCCUUGAAGCUCUUGCUGCUCUAAUUGGUGUGGCUAUUGAGGGAAACUCAAUUCAUGCCAUUCUUGAGGAGCGGUUAGAAGCAGCAAGUGCUCUUAAGAAGCAAAUGUGGGCAGAGGCACAACUUGAUAGAAGGCGUGUAAGAGAAGAAUAUGCAAGCAGACACCAAUAUUCUUCUGUGAUGGGCUACAAAGUUGAGAUGCCCCAAAUGAAUGCUGCAACAGAGGGGAAUCCUCUUGAUGAUGAUGAUAAUAAGGGUGAUGAUGGGAAUUCUGACACUAUGAAUAAUGGCCAAUUUAUGAUUCCACCGAAUCCAGGUAAUGUCAAUAAUAUUCCGAGUGAGAAAAAUGUACCAGAACAAGAAUGUCCAGCAAAUGCAGACAUCAUUCUACCUCUGUCACAUGGAUACACUGCAGAAUCACGCUCCCAGUUGAAAUCAUACAUUGGUCAUAAGGCAGAAGAGAUGUAUGUAUAUCGGUCCUUACCCUUAGGCCAAGACAGAAGGCACAACCGGUACUGGCUGCUUUCAACUUCAAUGUCUCGAAAUGAUCUUGGUUCAGGAAGGAUCUUUUUUGAAUCUAGAGAUGGAUUUUGGAGACUGAUUGAUUCUGAAGAGGCAUUUGAUGCUCUUCUUGCUGCAUUGGAUGCUCGUGGAGUUAGGGAAUCACAUUUGCUUGCAAUGCUACGUAGAAUUGAGACAACCUUCAAAGAAACAAUCAGGAGAAAAAAUCAUACCAAUGCAGUGGAACCAGUUGGGGAUCUUUGCAAGAAAGGAACAACUGAAAUGGCUUCCAGCUCUGAUUGUAGUGUAGAAUUUGAUAGCCCAAGUAGUACACUUUGUGGUCUUAAUUCAGAUCCACAUGAGCACUCAUCAUCCUUUAGAAUUGAACUUGGUCGGAAUGAAGUUGAGAGGAAUGCUGCUCUGAAAAGAUAUCAAGGUUUCCUAAGCUGGAUGUGGAAAGAAAGCUAUAACCCUUCUGUGUUAUGUGCUAUGAAAUACGGGAAGAAAAGAUGUCCUGAAUUGCUCCGAACUUGCCAAUUGUGCUACCUAUCUUACCUUGCUGAUGAAAGACAUUGUCCUUCUUGUCACAAAACAUUUAAGAGCAUGCAUGAUUCUGAUACUUACUAUUGUCAGCAUAUAAGACAAUGUGAAGAGAAGCAGGUAAAUGAUCCAGAUUGGAAAAUCUGUUUGUCAGAUUGUACCCCUAUCAGAAUUCGGCUUCUGAAGGCACAGAUGGCACUGGUUGAGGCUUCUAUACCUGCAGAAGCACUUCAGCCGUUUUGGACUGAGAGUUGUCGAACAUCCUGGGGUGUAAAGCUGCAAUUAUUAUCAUCUGCUGAUGAUCUUUUCCAGGUUCUAACUUUGUUGGAGGGUGCAAUAAAGCGUGGCUUCCUGUGUUCGAGUUUUGAAACAACAGAAGAGCUGCUAAAUUCAACACCUGAUCUCCCACAUGACCCUUCUGCUGCUCUUUCUGGACCAGUUCCUGUUCUUCCAUGGAUACCAGAAACUACAGCCGCAGUGGCUUUUAGGCUUCUGGAUCUUGAUGCAUCUAUUUUGUACGCGCUAAAGCAGAAGUCAGACUUCCAUAAAGAAAAAGAAGCUGCUGGCAUUAUUAAGCUUCCAUCAAGAUAUGUAGUUGUUAAGAAUGUUCCAGAGGCAGACCUGACAGAAACUCCAGAGCUUGUACGCUACCAAAGAGAAGUUGGCUGGUUUGACUCUGGCAGCAGACGAAGAGGUCGUGGACGAGGCAGCCGAAGUAGGGGUGGAAGCCGAGGUCGUGGUCGGGGUAGGGGACAAAGGGUAACUGGUGUUUCUUCCAGAAUGGAAUUUCUUGAGGAGAGAAAUGUUCAUAAUUAUGCGAAAACCACAAGAAAAUAUACCAGAGCCAGGACACGUGGUCGUGGUCGUGCACGGGGCAAGCGUACUGUUAGGUCCUGGCAGAGACCAGGCAGUAGGAUACCGGUUGCAAAAACGACUCCAUUGAACCAUUUUAAUGACAUAGAAACUGGUGCUAUUGAUGAAAAUAUUGAAGAGUCACCACAAAGCUUGGAACGAGAUGAAUGGGUUCUUCAAGAAAGAGGAGCUUAUGCUGAAGCUGAUGAAUCUGAAGACCAAGGUCAAGCUUCAGAGGAUGAGUAUGAUGAUGACCAACCAAUGGACUUCAAUGGAGGCUAUGGUUCAAGAAAGCCCAUAGGAUUAAUGGAUAAUGAAAGUGAAUCGGAGGAUGGAGAUGAAGAGGCAGAGGGCGAUGAUGGGGUACGGUACGAGCAUGAAGAUGUGGGACCUGUUGAGGAUGAUGAGGAGGAGGAAGAAGAGGAGAUCGAAGAUUAUCAAGACGGAAUAGGGGAAAUUGACAGAAAUGGUGAUGAUGAUUAUGGAGCAUCAUCUUAUUCUUCAGAUUACAGUGGCUAGAGAUGAUUAUCCUUCGGCCGUUCCUACUUUAGACUUUGAAGGGAAGUGUGAGCAUGACAAGCCAUCCCAGUUCCUAUUCUUUGUAAAUAUUCUGGCGGCAUUUGGGUAUUGGUGGUGGUGAUGAAGACAAUAUAUUUAUAUAUAUAUAUAGAAAUAUAUUGGGGCAGUUGUAAGCCAGUGAUCUGAAAUUUUCUUGAAAAUCAUUGGACAAGAUGGGCUUCAGGUUACAGGUGUUCUAUUUCUUUCCUGAAAUCAUCUUGAUAGGGUUCUUGGCAAAGGGAGGAUUCAAAUGUGGUCUUCACCUGGUUGUGUUAAAUUUUUUGUUUAUAUUUAGAUCAUCUGAUGUUUGGGAAUAGAACUCUGCAUGAGCUUGCCUCAGUUAAUAUUUUACUGACAUGUAGGAUGGAUUAGUAAUCCCUGUGAUGUGCUCUCCAUAAUUAUCUGUAUCUAAUUUCAUUAUAACAAAUUGGCUGACCUUUCAUAAUGGCUUCUUGGCUUGAAUUUAUCGAUCA